This is a messenger RNA of Phycomyces blakesleeanus NRRL 1555(-), 1098 nucleotides long. RefSeq lists its product as hypothetical. Lineage: Eukaryota; Fungi; Mucoromycota; Mucoromycetes; Mucorales; Phycomycetaceae. Bases 1 to 1098 code for a protein of 365 amino acids. Gene Ontology annotation, molecular function: protein binding. The transcript has a single exon. The record is from RefSeq and is a predicted model, not a curated record.
AUGGAGACACAUACCAACAUACACAGUCUUGCUCCAGAGAUUUUAUUUCAAAUAUUCUCAUUUAUGCCUUAUAAUGAAGUGUAUCGAGUGAGAAGUGUCUGCAAGCAAUGGCAACAUAUGGCUACAGAACACAUCUACCUUUCCAUCAAAGCAACUCGCCAGACAGUGACUGUCAAGCUAGGAGAGCGUUCACACAAGAGAACUAUUGAUCUGGAGGCUCACUCCUACGACCCAAUUCAUCAGGUCAUUGAAUUCAAACCGGUUCAGGUCACCGAACACGCAGGCUCUCAAGGUCCUGAUCAGACAUCGCAAUGGAGCAUCUACCAACGGCGGAUGCAGAUCCACUUUAGUCAGUGGAAAGCACAAACCCGGCUUCCGGCUGCAGUCGAGGACUGUCUGACCGUACAAGAAAAGGACCUGGCCCUAUUCCACUUGCUGUACAAUCCUGCUCUCGAGCGUACCUAUGAACUGCCUUCACCUGCCAGUCUUCUUCCUUCAAAACAGUCACCUGGCGAUCUUCACUAUGUCGGGGAUAGGGGUCUGAUCUUGGCCUUGUCCUACCAAACCAAGGCCUCCCCACACCACAAUCUUUUUAACACAGCCUACUCUUCGCACGCAAUCCAUAUGGGCGUGGGUGUUCCAGCCCCUCGACUAGAGAUCCACUGGGUUCGAGCAACACUUGCCUGGGUGGUGUCUGGCAUGGCACCACAUACUCCUGUACCGCAAAUAUACACCGAAAGAUACGCUUCUCUAGAUUCCAAACUUGCACACAGUGGCUGUUACAAAUACGAUCUCUACUCAAACCCUGUUCUGGAACACAUCGUACAAGGGAAUGAUCAGAUUCCCCAGGAUCUGCUCAAGUACCUUCAGUCCCACACACACGAAUGUCACACCCGUCUUUCGCGUAUACAACACAUGCUUGAAGGUGCUGGUGUGGAUGCACGUGUGAUAUGGAAGUAUUCUUUUGCAAAAGCAUGUGUUGUUAGCAAUGGAUCUCUCCUGGGCGAAGAAGAUGUCGUACGUCGUAUCCAGGUUCUCGAAGAAGAAUGGCGGAAGAAGCGUCAAAGUCUUACUAGACGUCUAAAUGCAACCAUUUAA